AUGUCUGAUUCCAAAAAAACUGAGAAACCCAGUAAGACUCCAACACUUCCAACCACAAAUGAUAUAGCUAGCCGUUCUACAUCUAGUUUGAAUAACAUUACUACCAUAACUACCUCCCCUCUGAAUCCAAAUACAUUAAGGACAACAACGUCGAUGACACGUUUAAGAUCAUAUUCCAAUACUCCUUUACCAACAUCUAGAAAAUCAAGCAUACCUAAUGAUCUUCAACGAAAAGCAUCCGGAAAUCCUCUACAACUACACCCUAAAGAUCCAUUGUAUAUUGCCAGUAUGGAAAGUGGAGCCAAAAGUCGAUCUUAUUCAAAUACCUCGAAUGCUGCAGAUUUUAAGAAUGCCGCUCAAUCAUCGUCUAACGAUCCUAGUAGAAGAGGUUCUAUUACAAACAAUGUUCAUGAGUUAGACAGUACAACUAUUAUGAAUUUACCAAAGCUUUCAUUACAGAAACAAAAUCAAGGAUCAAGUAUAGAGCUUCAAAAAUCUGACACUAAUGAUUACAAUAUAUCUCCUGAUUCAAUGUCUGCGAUUUCUAUGACGCCAGAGAGAAGAUCUGUUGCUACAACUUUCUAUAAUUCUCCAGUAAAUUCUUCAAAGACAAGUACAUCCUCAUUUCAGGAUGGUGCUUCGACAUUACACAUGGACCACAGUCCGGAUGAUACUUAUGGAUCAAAUAGUAAUAUUAUUUCUAGACCAAUCUUAUCCAAUGGUAAAAUGUUAAGUAGCCAAAGACUUUUUGAAAGACAAUAUAUUUUAAAUGAGAAAAAAUAUCUAGAAGGUAUGAAAAAAUUAAUUACUGAUGAUGACUACUACACCAGAACGAUAAACUUUCCACCAAUCGAACUUGAUGAUGAAGAAAAUGACAUUGAAAACGACUCUCAAAGAGGAAAUGACGAAAUUAAUGAAAUAAUGGAUACUAGUAAUGACAGUAUUGUAAAUACAAAGGAUUAUAACAUAUUAGAAAAUGACAAGAAAAAUAAAUUUACUGAAAACAUUCGAACGGAGAAAGAUAUUAAUAUGAGAAUAUUUCAUGGUACGAAUUCUAGUUCAAUAAGUCCCAAUUAUUUGUUGCAUAAAUUGAAAUGGCUAACCGAAGUAUAUCCAGAAAAUACUUUUGUCAAAGAUAUUCUCAAAGGUGUACAAAAUGCAUCAAGCCCAGAUAAUGUACCUCUUGUAAAUGAAAAUAAUAUUUCUGAAACAAUUCAGAAAUUAUUCCAACAAUCAAACAUCGCCGAAAGAUUUGAAUGGCUUACAAUGUUAACUAAUGUCUUGAAAGGUGAUAUUGUCAGAAGUGAGAAGACAAAACUAGCUAAAGAGAAAAAUGGUGUUAACACAAAUUAUCAAUACGCAGAUAAUAUUUGGUUAGAACUUCGUGCAUGGAUGAAUGGUCGUACAAAAGAUGAACAAGAGCGUUCACUCAAGGUACUAAGAGAUAAUUCAGAUGUGUUUUUCGAAGAAAUAUUGACCUUCCAAGUAGCAGAGGGGGUGACAAGGGCAGAGUCCGAAAUAAUUGUGGAUGGAAUAUUGAAAAAAUACUAUAAAAUUAUCAACUUUUGGCCAAACAUAAGGAAACUAAAUAUCGAUAAACCAAUUACCAACACAAUUGCAUUUAAUCAAAGAGUCGAUGCCCUAAUCAGCUGGCAGAAUGCUAUUUGGAACUAUAAAAGCAAGAAGAAAUUACUGGAGGACUGGAUAGGUAUACCCGAUCUAGCAAAAUUAUUUGAUGAUGAGCUUACAGCUAAAAGGGCUCUUUUUACAGAACAAUUAAUUAAAGAAAGGGAUAUUGAAAGUAUAUUUCAAAAGAAGAUUUUUUUUCCAUUGGCCCCUGGUAUUCUGAAGGCAAAGAUAUUUUAUAUGAAUAACAAAGAACUAAUUGAUGAGAUGAAACUACUCUAUUCAAAUGAAGAAUUAUCUUGCUUAUUAUUAUUCCCAAUAAAAUUAAUUAAAGGGAUUAUUAUAUUACGAAUAGAAUAUGCAAAGAAACUUCAAAAUCCUACAAUGAUGAUGGUCGACCAAAUGGUUGACGAUUUCACGGCAUACAUAAGAUUAGCAGUACAACUAAAGGCUACAUUGAUGGAUUAUUACUACGAUUGGCCAUUUGAGGUUAAAUUUGACGAAGGGUUUGACAAAACAGUAGUGGACGCUAUACAUUAUCUGUUCGUUUUGGUGCAACUUAAAAUCCUUGAUAAUUCUGAUAAAAUAUACAAAUCAUUCAGGGAACCGGAAGUACUACUAAAGUACUGGGAAGAGUUAAAAAACAUAGGCCCAUAUAUAGAUGGCUCUGCUGUUGUGAUUGCAAAUGGCUUCGCGAAACUUACGUUGCGGUUAUUACAGAGAUUGAACUCUUAUCUAAAUUUCCAAGAAGAUGGCCCUCUUAACACAGAAAUGAGCGGUGAUACUGAGAAAUGGCUUUCACAUACUUUAGAUAGUCUUGGUUCAAUGAAGAGAAAACUUAAUAGAUUUACGAAUUUGAUUACAAAGGCCUUCGAAAAUUCUGUUUCAUUCAAGAUCGAUGAUUAUGAGAAGUUAUUGACAACAUUAGAGAAUACAGGUCACUUUCUAAUAUAUACUGGUGGUGAACUUGAAGAGAAUGGUGUUUAUUUAAUUGGGAGUAGUGAAUUACUAGGUAUUGAGGAUGAGGAUUUAAUGAAAAUUCUUAAAAGUUCUGAUAUAGGUAGUGACCUGAUUCCAAAGUUGAAUAUUGAAAACAGUUUGUCCAUUUACAAUGCAUUGCAAGUACAAAGAGAUCCCGAUAUCCCAUUAAGUAAAGACAUCGACGACGAUGGCGUACCACGCCAUAAUAUUGGGGAAUUUUCAGAUAUUCUUUCCAAUUAUCAAGAAGCUUCACGGACACACAUGAAAACUCAUAACAUCAAUAAGAUUAACAAAAGAAUCAAUAAAAAUUACUCAACUUCGAAGAGAAACAAAACUCUUCCUUUGAACAGUUCCCCUGUAGAGGAUGCCGAACGAGAGUUAUUUGAGCUGGAAAUUAGGUUACAUACGCUCGGUUAUGUAUUGGUCCUGGUUCCAGAUCGCCCAGUUCUUUGGAAAGGUGAAUCAUACAAUUUAUCAAGUACAACCGCUAUAAGAUAUGAAGAUUUUGUAUACAACCACCAUGAAAUGAACUCAAUAACAUUAAUUAACCAAGGUUCUUGUUAUGCAUUAGAAUACCAAUGCGAUAGAUUUAGACAAGCCACCGAUGAUUGUGUUUCAUUCUUGAAUAGAAAAUGCAUGGUAGAGAAUGUUGAUGUUACUCUAUCAAAAAUAAACAAAAUGCAUUAUAGUUGUACAUACAACAGUUUGGUGACUUAUCCAUAUCUUAUUAAUAAGUUUAAACCUAUUUGUAAUACAAAGGAUCUUUUAAAUGGUGUGUUUCUCUUUGUCAGAGACUUUUGUAAUGGUGUACUUUCAAAUACAACAUACGGUAGUGAAAAGAAAUCUUUGAUUGUACUUUUGAUGGUAAAGUUAAGUUUAAACUGGCUUACAUAUUUAGUUGAAGAUUGUGACCCUACCGACCCAAAGACAUUUAGAUGGUGUGUGACUGCCAUGGAAUUUACGUUACAAAUGAUUAGUGGUCUGAAUAUUUUAACAUUGGACGAGUCACAAUUCAAAUGCCUAAAGCAAAGAAUAUCUGCUUGUAUGUCCCUGAUGAUAUCUCAUUUCGAUGUCAUGGGUGCUAGAGCUAACGAAGUAGAAAAUAUUCACCAACAAACCAGAGCCAACAUUGAAAUUGUGGACGAUUUUGAUGUCGACGCUAUGCUGGAAGUGAAUUCUGAAUUAAGAUUAAAAUCUAUCCUAGAACUAGAAAAGACUAUUGUUGUAAACCCCCAUCAACGAGGUAAAGUCCUUGAUGAUAAGGUGAAGACUGAUAAGUAUUUGACUUCGUUAGCUUCAUCCAUCUCAAAUGUAUCGAUCAGAUGGCAGAAACGUAAGUUCAUUGGAGGUGGGACCUUUGGUGCUGUCUUCUCUGCAGUUAAUCUUGACAAUGGUGAUAUUUUAGCAGUAAAAGAAAUUAAGAUCCAAGAUAGCAAAACAAUGGAAAAGAUCUUCCCUUCGAUUAAGGAAGAAAUGAGUGUCCUUGAAAUGAUGAACCACCCUAAUAUUAUUCAAUAUUAUGGUGUUGAAGUGCACAGAGAUAAAGUUAAUAUUUUUAUGGAAUACUGUGAAGGUGGUUCUCUUGCUACACUACUGGAACAUGGUAGAAUUGAGGACGAAAUGGUUACCCAAGUUUAUACUUUAGAACUACUAGAAGGUCUUGCAUAUCUUCAUGAAUCAGGAAUUGUUCACAGAGAUAUUAAACCAGAGAAUAUCUUAUUAGAUUUCAAUGGUAUUAUCAAAUAUGUUGAUUUUGGUGCUGCGAGAAAAAUUAUAAGAAAUGGUACUAUUAGGAAAACAACAACCCCAGUUGUUGAAUCUAAGGAUCCUGACGAAACCAGUGCCAAUAGCUCUGAUCCCUUAUCCAAAUACAAAAAUGCGGAAGAUAACAUGCAAAAUAUGAUAGGUACACCUAUGUAUAUGGCACCAGAGUCCAUAACUGGAUCGAAAAAUCAUGGUAGACUAGGUGCAGAUGAUAUAUGGUCCUUAGGAUGUGUUGUACUUGAAAUGAUAACUGGUAGACGACCAUGGGCCACUUUAGAUAACGAGUGGGCUAUUAUGUACCACGUAGCGGCAGGUCAAAUUCCACCAUUCCCUUCCACUGAUGAAGUAUCGGAUGCUGGUAUGGAAUUUUUGAAGAGAUGUUUGGUUCAAGAUCCAAAUAAAAGAUCUACCGCCGUUGAGUUACUAAUGGAUCCUUGGAUCGUCCAAAUUAGAAAUAUCGCAUUCGGUAACGGUGAUCAUAAUAUAAAUCAAGAUGACAAUAAUUAG
This is a messenger RNA of Maudiozyma barnettii, 4878 nucleotides long. RefSeq names its product mitogen-activated protein kinase kinase kinase SSK2 (gene SSK2). Lineage: Eukaryota; Fungi; Ascomycota; Saccharomycetes; Saccharomycetales; Saccharomycetaceae. Gene Ontology annotation, molecular function: ATP binding; protein kinase activity. Bases 1 to 4878 code for a protein of 1625 amino acids. The transcript has a single exon. The record is from RefSeq and is a predicted model, not a curated record. Gene Ontology annotation, biological process: protein phosphorylation.